Messenger RNA from Galendromus occidentalis (western predatory mite), 1302 nucleotides. RefSeq names its product elongation factor 1-delta. The transcript is spliced from 5 exons. Gene Ontology annotation, biological process: translational elongation. The coding region runs from base 162 to 1010 and encodes 282 amino acids. The record is from RefSeq and is a predicted model, not a curated record. Gene Ontology annotation, cellular component: cytosol; eukaryotic translation elongation factor 1 complex. NCBI's taxonomy places the organism in Eukaryota, Metazoa, Arthropoda, Arachnida, Mesostigmata, Phytoseiidae. Gene Ontology annotation, molecular function: translation elongation factor activity; guanyl-nucleotide exchange factor activity.
GACUCUUUCGCGAAGCCUCUGAGAGACCGGGGUGAAGCACUUCCAUUGCGUUGCGCUCUCAGAGCUUGACCACCUCGAUAUAGUUGCGGCGGAGUUCGCAGCUUAGCUAGACAUUCUAAGUCAACUUGACCUUUAAUCUGCUCGUCUUUGCGGCAGUCGAUAUGGCUUUCGAAUGCGGAUCAGUUUGGCUCGACAAGUGGAAGUACGAUGAAGCCGAAACCAGGUACUACCUCUGGCUGCAGAAGAAGCUCUACGGCAUCGAUGUCAAGGCUACCUCGGUCGGUGAGAGCAGCGCGGUCUCCAACAACAAACGAGCCGCUGCCGUGAGUUCGCAGAGCCAGGCCGCCGAUACAAAGCCAGUAGGAUCGCUAUCGGGUCAGAUCGCAGCCGCAAGACAGCAGAUAAAAGAAUCGCUCGCAAGCAGCGAAAUGGCCACCACUCAGCAAGUAGAGGAGCUCAAGAAGACCGUGGACUACCUGGUCGAUGCGUUGAAGAAAGUUGAACUCAGAAUGUCUAGCCUCGAGGAUGUGUGCGCAUGCGGCGCAUCGCCGAAAGCGAAGCCUGCCGCCGCGCCCAAAGCAAAACCUGCCGCAAAAAAGGCGGCGCCGAAACCUUCGGCUCCUGCCGCCGAGGACGAUGACAUCGAUCUGUUCGGAUCGGAUGACGAUGCGGAAGCCAAUGCCGUCCGUGAAGAGAGACUGAAGGCGUACGCCGAGAAGAAGUCUAAGAAGCCCGCGAUCGUUGCCAAGUCAUCCGUUGUGCUCGACGUCAAGCCAUGGGAUGAUGAAACCGACAUGAAGGCUCUCGAAUCCGCGGUGCGCACCGUCAGCAUGGAUGGACUUAUCUGGGGAACCAGUAAAUUGGUUCCUGUCGGCUAUGGAAUCAACAAAUUACAGAUCGUCUGCGUUGUCGAAGACGACAAGGUGUCUAUCGACGAAUUGGCCGAGAAGCUCGCCGAGUUCGAAGACUUCGUACAGUCGGUCGAUAUCGCAGCUUUCAACAAAAUCUAAACGUCUUAUGCCCCGCUGAUAGCAACAUCGAAAAGAGCGGAAUACAGAGACAACAUGGAACCAAGCAGAGAAUGAGUCAUCGAAUCAGCUCGCGAUUGGACUGAAUGUUGUAUUUUCUAAAUUCCUCGAGUCGCCCCGCCGUUUCUCGAUUAUCCGAGCCUCCGUCGAAACUUCGACGACUGGAAUUUGAGAGACACCGGGGUCGAACUACUCAUCGUAUGCAUUAUUGAGCGGCAACCUGCUGUGAUUGACUACAGAUCAGGUGAAAUACAAGAGACUUUUUUUGUCAGAA